AUGCGACUCCAAAUUUUAUUGUUGUUGGCAUUGCAUCUAGUUCGAGCCAUUCCAACACAACCUUCGAACCGAGAAGAACCUUUUUUCUUCAAAGGCCAUGACUUAAGUUCCCUCAAGAUGUUAGAAGAUGGGGGAUGUAUCUACAGAGACACUACACGAUACAACGAAACGAGACGGGCUGAAGCUAUUCUCGGUGAUGGCGGUAUGAACACCGUCCGGCUAAGGAUAUGGGUAAAUCCAGUUGGGGGGUUAUAUGGUUUACAAUAUAACCUCGAGCUCGCAAAACGAUUCCAAAAUGAAGGCUAUAAGAUAUAUCUUGAUUUUCAUUUCUCGGACUCGUGGGCAGAUCCCCAGAAGCAACCUCCACCGGCAGCAUGGCCCUCCACACUCGGACCUCUUGCCUCUACUCUUCGAGAGUAUGUGAAAGAUACACUUAUCUCCUUCAAGGAAGCAGGAAUCCACCUCGAUCUCGUGGCGCUUGGAAACGAGAUUCGUCACGGAAUGCUCUGGCCCCUGGGUCAGGCCGACGUAGACGUGGUACCAUGGCCCAAAACCGUUGCCAACUUCUCGAAUCUAGCCACGCUGUGGAAAGCAGCGAGGGCUGGUGUUGAUGAUGCAGUCUUUGCCGGAGUAGCCAAGCCAGAAGUUCUGAUCCACAUUGACAAUGGGUGGAAUCUGACUCUUCAGCAAAGAUGGUUCGGUGCCAUGAUCGAGAAUGGUUUACCUAUCACUGCUUGGGAUGUGUUUGGAUUCUCUUUCUACCCCUUUUAUGGGACAUCAGCGACAUUCGAUAAUCUUAGAAUGACGUUGAAUGCCUUGGCUGAGGAGUACCGGAAGCCUGUGCAAGUGGUAGAAACCGACUACCCUGCAAUAUGUGAGGGACGCUAUAAUCCUAUCCCACCAUCUUCCGAGCCGGAGAUUUCUUACGAUGUGGCUGGACAAACGACUUGGACUGAUGAUGUUAUCAGCAUUGUUCAACAGGUCCCAUUUGGGCUUGGGAGAGGCGUCAUGUAUUGGGAACCUGCAUGGCUCAAUAAUACUUCUCUUGGAAGCGAUUGCGAGGAUGCUACAUUGUUCACUCCUGACUACAGUAAUCCCGAGCAGACUGUAGGCUACUCCAGGAGCUCAGUGAGCAUGUUUAACGUCAGGUCUUGA
This is a messenger RNA of Hyaloscypha bicolor E, 1155 nucleotides long. Its product is annotated as glycoside hydrolase family 53 protein. The record is from RefSeq and is a predicted model, not a curated record. Lineage: Eukaryota; Fungi; Ascomycota; Leotiomycetes; Helotiales; Hyaloscyphaceae. Gene Ontology annotation, molecular function: glucosidase activity. The transcript has 3 exons. Gene Ontology annotation, biological process: pectin catabolic process. Bases 1 to 1155 code for a protein of 384 amino acids.